Messenger RNA from Arctia plantaginis, 570 nucleotides. NCBI's taxonomy places the organism in Eukaryota, Metazoa, Arthropoda, Insecta, Lepidoptera, Erebidae. The record is from the annotation of a GenBank genome assembly.
AUGGCUGACAUUAUUUCAAAUGAUGUAGAAUAUCUUAACGAGUUACCUUUAAACAAGCUUUUAAGUAUGAAGAAUUCAUUAAAGGAACUCGUAACUACUGAAUAUGAAAAUGAGACGAAGACAACUACACCAUCGUACUUGCAAAGAUUCGGGGCUCAGGCUAUGGCCAUUCAGGCGCAGCCUCCUAUCAAGCGAGGAGAUUACGAAGAAGCAUUGUAUAAGAAAGGAGAGAGCAAGAUUAGUAAUAUAUUUUCGAUGUCAGUGACAACACUUGCGUUCUUAGCCUUCGGUGGCUACCUUCUGUGUUUAAUAGUGCAAGCAGUGAAGGCAAAGCAGAAUGGCAUAGUAACGACUCCUACGCAACCUACAUUUUUCGUCAGUGCAGCAGGUAUUAAAAAGAAGCCGCAGUCACAAUUCGCGUCAUACGGAAGAAAACGAAGAGAGAACAGGCUGAGAAGAAGUUUGAAAAUGCUAGAUGUACCUCCAGAGCAACUCUUUACGGCUUUAUUGCAAGUGUGUGAAAGUUUUGCUAAAUGGAGUGACCAACAAGAGUAUAUAAAUACUUGGUAA